AUGAGUAACGAAGGUGAAUCUUCACAAGCAUCAAACAAGUAUAUAGUGACAUUAAGCAGUGAUGAUUGUUCAAUGUGUGGUUGGCAACUUGAUAAAGAUCAAUCUGUAGAACAAAUAGAAGACAAACUCAUCGAUCUUAAAGAAAUAUAUUCUAAAUCGAACUACUCAACUUUAUAUACAGUUUCAAAUAAUAAAUCUGUUGUGAUAGAAACAUCCUGGAAAAUAACUGUUUUUAAUCUUACUAUCAAGAAAAAAGUAGACCUAGAAUUAAAUCAAGGAGUCUUUGAUAAAAUUCUUGAUUCAACUGAUAUUUCAAAUAAUCCAAAUAAUUUAGAGGAAACAAGCACAAAUAUGUUUACAAGUUUAAAUACAGCAUAUUUGGCCAUAUAUAUAAUGUUAACAGGCAAUUCAUCCUAUUUGUCAAAUUGGUCAUUAACUGAAAAUUUAACAUUAAUGUUCUUAUCAAACAAACAAAAAAGAGCUAUUUUUACUUCAAAGGGCAAAGGUAAUAAAGGUGCUUGCACACAAUUUCAACAUAAAAUUUCUUGUCCAUAA
Racocetra persica is the source of this 555-nucleotide messenger RNA. Lineage: Eukaryota; Fungi; Glomeromycota; Glomeromycetes; Diversisporales; Gigasporaceae. The record is from the annotation of a GenBank genome assembly.